UCUGCUAACAACAAAACAACUUAGAACACUGCAGGAUUAUGUGUAAAUUCAAAUUAUUUAAUAUAAUUUCCAUAACUAUUAUAAUAUUGAAUUCUAGUAAUGGUAAACCAUUACAUUCAAUAUCCAAUAAUAGUAAUGAUGGAGAAGAAGUAUGUAUAGAAAAUCCUCGUUUCGGUCAUACUGUUACAAUUUUAUAUAAAGAUGAAAUUUUCACUGGAGUUGUACAUAACGCAUAUAACGUUCUGACCGUAGGGCAUCCUUUUGUCGAUGUAAAUAUUACAGAAUUACAAGUUCGUAUUGGUUCCACAUAUGCACAUAAAGGAGGUCAAUUAAUUUCUGUUAAAGAAAUAGCAUUACAUCCGAAGUAUUAUGAAGAUGAAUUCACAUUUGAUUUGGCAUUUUUACGGUUAAGUGAUAAAAUGGACCUUAUAAAAUAUCCCGUACGUAACAUAAUAUAUUAUAAUCAAGAUAUCACAGAACCAAAAGUGGGAGAAAGUGUCUUUACAACAGGCUGGGGUCAGAGUCACAUUAAUGGUAUCUUAAAAACAGCUAAUAUCAGUAUUAUUGAUAAUAAAUUUUGUCAUAAGGCGUAUAAAUACAAUGGUAACACAAUUUGUGCUGGUUAUGAGCCAAAUAAAUGUGCGACUCAAGUUGAUUCAAUUGGAGGACCACUUGUGUGCGAACUUAAUAGUUAUAUUUAUUUGUGCGGCAUUAAAGUGCAUGCAAAACAUUCUAAUAAAAAAAAAGUUUUUCCGGGUGUAUAUGCAAAAGUCAAUCACCCAGAAAUUCUGGAAUGGUUACGAAAAGGUGGUUUAUUAGAUGUUGAAGAAAAUUACAAAUAUGUGUAAUACUUGUAAAAGUAUGCAAAGUAAUUAAGUGUAAUAAGUUUAAUGUUAAGUUUUUUUAGUUUACUGUUAAAUAAAUGAAUAUUUAAUAUACA
Molecule: messenger RNA, 940 nt
Organism: Condylostylus longicornis
Lineage: Eukaryota; Metazoa; Arthropoda; Insecta; Diptera; Dolichopodidae
Product: trypsin 5G1-like
Exons: 1
Coding region: 39-848 (269 amino acids)
Biological process (GO): proteolysis
Molecular function (GO): serine-type endopeptidase activity
Source: RefSeq, a predicted model, not a curated record